AUGAUAUUACGAGGAGGUAGAAUUAAAUUAACGUUUAAUUCAACAACUACAGCACAAUUCCACUCCAUACUGGAUAAGUGUUGCUGGAAGGUGCUUAGACGGUCAUUAACGUUUAAUUCACCAAGUAACAACAAUGGUAUAAGUAGACUUUGUAGGAGCGGUAGCAUGUUUAGAAAUGGAAAUAAUUGUAGGGACAUUACCAAGCAACAGCAGCAACAGCGACUUACUGGAAAUAUAGUUAGGAGGAUGAAUAGUAAUUGGGAGAGCGAUAAUGGUAGUGGAGAGGUUACAAAUGUGAACGUCGGAAACAACAAGACACAGACAAUGAAUGCGAUAAAGAUUUUACAUGAAUUUUUCGAAUACACAAAAAGAGAUUGUAAGGAUUUUCCAAUAAAUCUAUAUAAUAUUGAUGAAUUAUGGUAUUUUUACGUGAAUCAAAAUCAUACCUUUUUAAAUAAUAUACCAAUUCACAUUCAUUUAAGAUUAUUAACUUCCUUAUAUGAAGAAAAAGACAUAGAAAAAGUAUUAAUUAUAAUAAAGUAUUUAAGAGGAAGGGAGAAUAUAGUGAAAUGGUUAAAUAAUAAUCUAAUGAUGUUAGAAUGCAUAAUUAAAUUAAAUAUAAAGGAGGCCAUUAAAAAAUUUAAUUGGUUAAAUAUAAUGAAAGAAAAGAUACCCAUAUAUACAGUUAAUUAUUUAAUUUCAAAGUUAGUUAAAAGUAAUGAAAUAAUUACGGCCGAGGAAUUAUUUGGAAAAGUUGGAAGAGACUAUGAGGAUGUGAAAAUAUAUAAUAGUAUGAUGAAUGGAUACGUUAAAGAGAAAAACAUCACAAAGGCAUUAGAUUUAUUAGAAUUGAUGCAAAGGAAUGGGAUUAAACCAAGUCUAAUAACCUAUAAUAUUUUGUUGAAUUUAUUUGGUAAUUUAAAAGCGCAAGCUCAGGCCGAACAAGUGUUUGAAUAUAUGAUGGAAUCCGGGAUUGAACCCGACAUUACAAGUUAUUGUGGAAUCAUGUUAUCUUGUGCAAAUAAUAAAAAUAUUGAAAAAUGUUUUUAUUAUUUUAAACAAUUGACCGAAAGAGGAAUUGAACCAAACAUUUACAUUUAUUCUAUUUUGAUGUCGGCAUGUGUUAAAGCGGGAUAUACAAGGGAGGCGAUUAGAUGGUUUGAAAGGAUGGUUCAUGUUUCAAAGAUUGAACCUAAUGUCGUUACUUUAACGACAUUAAUUUGCGCUUGGAUUAAAAAUAAACCUCUCAUAUUGAAUAAUGAUACCAUAGAUCUCAUAUUUGAGGAUAUUAAAAGGUAUGGCGUACCAGAUUUAAUAGCUUAUACGGCAUUAAUUAAUGCUAAAACAAAACAAUUGAAAUUGGAUGAAGCAAUUUUCGUUUAUCAACAAAUGCUUAAAGAUGAUAUUAAACCUAAUGUAUACACUUAUACUAUUUUAGUGGAUGCUUGUGCUAAAUUGGGGGAUUUACACACUUCUCUGAAACUAUUCGAAGAUAUGAAAAAAAGUGACAUCCCUCCUAAUCAGUUCACUUAUUGCGCUAUUAUGGUCGCUUUUGUUAAUAAUGGUCAAUUAUCAAAUGCGUUCAAAACCUUUGAAGAAAUGAAACAACAUGGAUUACAACCUGAUAUAGCAUGUAUUAAUUGUUUAAUGGAUGCCUGUAAUCGCUCUGGGUUAAUGUCUUUAUUAUUUCAAUUAUAUUCUGAUUUAACUGAAAAAUAUAACUUGAAACCCGAUAAUAGGACCAUAUCAAUUUAUAUCGAUGCCUGUGCUUAUAAUGACCAAUUUCAUAUUGGAAAAAAUUUUUAUAUGGACUUAAUUAAAAACCAAUCUCCUAUAAUUACUUUAAAUAUUCAAAAUUUCUUAUCUAUCAUUAAUUUAUUAGGCAAAAAUGGUUACUAUAGUGAAAUUGUUGAAGUAUUAAAAGUUAUGAAACAAAGGUUAAUUAAACCGGAUAAAACCAUUAAACUAGCCAUUUUCACUUAUUUAUAUGAAUUAGAUAAGAGAAAAGAGAUUGAGGACGUUAAAUGUAUCUUACAUGGUUGGACUUCCAUUCCAAAUAAAUGUGAUUUGAUUAAAUUUAAAAAUCGACAUAGAUGGUAA
Funneliformis mosseae is the source of this 2100-nucleotide messenger RNA. The record is from the annotation of a GenBank genome assembly. Lineage: Eukaryota; Fungi; Glomeromycota; Glomeromycetes; Glomerales; Glomeraceae.